CCAGCAGCGUGACCUGGAAAAGGUGACCUGUGGGGUCCUGAGGACCGACUGUGAGAAACACUGAUCUCUCAGACUCCGCCUCUUGGGGACCUAAACCCCGCCCACACCAGCUGCCAAUGUACUACAAUCCGGCAAGUGCGGUUAACAGGGAGUCGGGGGAAUAUGGAGCGUAGUCUCGCGAGACCCGGGAGUGUCGCUGCACGCUGCUGUUCAUGCUGUAUCUCUCGGGCCGGUUCUCCGCCUAGAUUACCAUGAGCGAUGGCUUGCGGAAGUCGGAGUCCGGCACCCAGCUGCUUGCUAGACUGGAGGGACGUACUUCCCUGAAAGAUCUCGAGCCUUUGCUUUUUGCCAGCGAAGAUUGUCCAGUUCAUGGUGAUAUAAUUGAAUUUCAUGGUCCCGAAGGCACAGGUAAAACGGAAAUGUUUUGCCAUGUCAUCUCUCGGUGUAUAUUGCCUAAAUCAGAAGGUGGUUUGCAAGUGGAAGUUAUCUAUAUAGACACAGAUUAUCAUUUCGAUAUGCUUCGGCUGGUUACUAUCCUUGAACACAGACUGUCCCAGAGCAAUGAGGAGAUGGUGAAGCAGUGUCUAAGCAGAUUCUUCCUGGUCUACUGCAGUAGUAGUGUUCAACUGCUCCUCACACUCUACUCCCUAGAAAAUAUGUUCUGCAGUCACCCUUCCUUGUGCCUGCUAAUCAUAGAUAGCCUGUCUUCAUUCUACUGGAUUGACAGGAAUAAUGGAGGAGAAAGUAUUUCCAAACAAGAGUCCACAAUUAGAAAAUGCAUUGAACUUCUGGAUAAACUUGUCAAGGAAUACAAGCUGGUACUUUUUGCUUCAACACAAACUAUAAUGCAGAAGAGUUACAGUGGCGGGGGCGAGGCACCUUCUCAUUCAGCAAAACAGACUAGUCCCACUGUAGACUUUAAACCCUACCUUUGUAAACUGUGGCAGCACAUCACUGUCUCUAGAGUCUUUUUUUCAAAAGAAACCCUACAACUGAACGGUGUCCAGACAUUCUCUAUUACGUCCUGUCACCUGAAGAGCAACCACGUCAUCAGGCGUUCCUUCAAGAUAGCUGAAUCGGGAGUACAAUUUAUAUGACAGUAUUCUGUAUAUUGUGCAAUGACUGGAAUAUAUUUCUACGUUCCUUAAUGAUUUUGAUAUAAAUUCACAGUAUCUGCGAGUUUUAACUUUUGACAAUCUUGGCAGCGUGGCUACAUUACACAGUAGGUAGUGUUUAGAAGUGUCUUAAAAGAAGCCUUAAAUAUUGAUCACAUUCAUUUAAUCCAUUAAAAUUUCUUAUUACAA
Messenger RNA from Pseudophryne corroboree (corroboree frog), 1304 nucleotides. RefSeq names its product X-ray repair cross complementing 2 (gene XRCC2). Gene Ontology annotation, molecular function: ATP-dependent DNA damage sensor activity; four-way junction DNA binding; ATP binding. Gene Ontology annotation, biological process: double-strand break repair via homologous recombination; DNA strand invasion. The transcript is spliced from 3 exons. NCBI's taxonomy places the organism in Eukaryota, Metazoa, Chordata, Amphibia, Anura, Myobatrachidae. Gene Ontology annotation, cellular component: Rad51B-Rad51C-Rad51D-XRCC2 complex; replication fork; centrosome. The coding region runs from base 252 to 1097 and encodes 281 amino acids. The record is from RefSeq and is a predicted model, not a curated record.